UUCCUCUUCCUCUCUCUCUCUCUCUCUCUCUCUCUUCAAAAGCAGAACGUCCUUGUUUCAGAGCGUCCUCCUUGUUGUUCCUAUGCUCCCGUGAGUGCCUGCCCAGCCUCUUUCCCCACCCUUAGGAGGGCUCAGAAGAGGCUGGUGCUCAUCUCGAAAAUCAAUUCAGGAUUGGCGUUGAAGGGCCAAGUCCAUAAACUUCUGAUCGUCUAUUUGAUUUCGUGACAAUUCUUCUUCAAUUUUGAUUGUGUAUUUGUGAAUGGGGGUGGUGUCGAGGAGGGUAUUACCAGCGUGCGGCACCCUCUGUUACUUGUGUCCCUCGUUGCGAGCGCGGUCGAGGCAGCCUGUGAAACGGUACAAGAAGCUUCUAGCUGAUAUAUUGCCGCGGUCUCAGGAAGUUGAAAUAAAUGAUAGGAAGAUUGCUAAGCUCUGUGAAUAUGCGUCAAAAAAUCCAAUGCGCGUGCCCAAGAUAACGGAGCACCUUGAGCAAAGAUGCUAUAAGGAUUUGCGAAAUGAGCACUUCAAUUCAGUAAAAGUUAUCUUGUGCAUAUACAGAAAACUGUUAGUCUCCUGUAAGGAGCAAAUGCCACUUUUUGCGACGAGCUUGCUGUGUAUUGUACGGACUCUUCUUGACCAAACACAGCAGGAUGAAAUGCGGAUUCUUGGUUCUGGUACUCUUGUUGACUUUAUAAAGAGCCAGACGGAUAGCUCAUACGUGUUCAAUUUAGAGGGUCUGAUACCCAAACUUUGUCAACUCUCUCAAGAGUUUGGGGAAGAUGAACGGGGAUACAGUCUUCGGUCAGCAGGACUUCGUGCUCUUGCCAUCCUGGUGUGCUUCAUGGGGGAGCACUGCCACGUUUCAAUAGACUUUGAUGAUAUUAUGGCAGUUGUAUUGGAUAAUUAUCAACCUGUUCAAGGUUUUGUGAAGAAUAAUGUACUUGGCAAGCAAGAUUCUGAGGACCAAUGGAAGCAGGAAAUGCCGAACAUUGAGAAUGAAGUUCCACCACCAGUAGAUAGUGUGAAAAAUGUUACCUUGUCUCAGGAACCUGUAUAUAGUAAAUGCAUGUCGGAUACAACAACCAGUGAUACUGAAAGUCCCAGUUAUUGGUCAAGAACAUGUUUGCAAAAUAUGACCAAGAUGGCCAAGGAGGCAACUACUUUAAGGCGUCUCCUGGAACCUCUGUUUCGCUAUCUUGAUAAUGGAAAUAAUUGGUCCCUAUGCAAUGGGCUCGCUCUGCCAAUUUUAUGUGAUAUUCAGCAUUUGCUGGAGAUCUCUGGGCAGAAUACCCACUUGUUGAUAUCUAUCCUAGUCAAGCAUCUUGAACACAAGAAAGUUGUCAAGCAACUUGAUGUGCAGGUUAACAUUAUUGAGGUGAUCACACAUAUUGCAUAUCACUCCAAGAUGCAGGCAUCCGUUGAAAUUAUUGGUUCAAUAAGUGACCUGAUGAGGCAUAUGCGGAAGCACAUACAAUAUUCUCUUGAUUCUUCAUAUCACGAGGGUGAGAAAAAGAAAUUUAAUGGAAUGUUUCUGUCUGCGUUGGAGAAUUGCAUCAUACAGCUGACAAAUAAGGUUGGAGAUGCUGGCCCUGUCUUCGACAUAAUGGCUGUGAUGCUGGAAAACAUCUCAAGUAACAGUGUGCUAGCCAGAACAACAAUAUCUACAGUGCAUCGUACUGCACAGCUAGUAGCUCCUAGUCUAUCAUCUCAUGGCAAGGCCUUCCCAGAACCUCUGUUUCAUCAGCUCCUUUCUGCGAUGCUUCAUCCUGACUAUGAAACACGAGUUGGUGCUCAUCAUAUCUUUUUAGUAGUAUAUAUGCCAGCGUAUGCAUGUUGCUGGCCUGGAGCAUUUCCUCCUGAGUUGCAGAAGAAGCCAACUGCUUGCACAAUGACCUUAGAAAGUAAAAUUUCUUCUGAUGAUCUUCCAGCAAUGUCAUUUAAGGAAAGGAUCUUCAUGGACAAUGGGUCUCAAGGAAGUAUGAACAAAUUGAAGGAAUUAGAAACAGAAUGCCAUGAUGUUGCAGAAACAACAGACAAGGUGAACCGAGACAUAAAACUCUGUGCAGUCCAUCCGUCUCGCUGCCAAUCUCACAAUAUCAAGCUUCCUCCUGUGUGCUCAAUAACAGAUGGGACAAUUGUUACUGAGCCUGAAAAGGAUGCACAGGUGGCUUCAUUGCAGAUAAACAGUGAUCAGAUGGGUCUCUUGCUGUCCUCAAUAUGGACUCAGGCAACAUCUCCAGGAAAUACUCCUGCCAAUUUUGAGGCAAUUGCUCAUACUUACAGCCUUAUCCUAUUCUUCAGUAGAGCCAAGGUAUCAAGUCAUGGCACUUUGGUUCGAUGUUUUCAGCUGGCAUUGUCUCUUAGAGAUCUCUCUCUUAAGAAAGAAGGUCCUCUUCAGCCAUCCCAUAGAAGGUCUCUCUUUACACUGGCAAAUGCGAUGAUUUUAUUUUUGGCAAGGGCAUACAAUGUUCUUCAGCUUGUACCUUGCAUUAAGUCAUCACUUACUGAAAAAAAGGUUGACCCUUAUCUCCAUUUAGUCGAUGACAACAGGAUUGAAGCUUUUCACAUAGGUUCGGAUAGCAUUAAACCUGCUUAUGGAUCGAAGGAAGAUGAACUUGCUGCAGUAGAGGCGUUAUCCUCAAUUGAGAUUACUAAUGAGCAAUCAAAAGAACAUUUGGCAUCCAUUGUGAUGCAGAACCUUGGAAAUUUGCCAGAGGAUGAGUUUUCUAGCAUCCAUAAACAACUACUGGAGGAAUUUUCACUUGACGAUGCUUUUCCACUGGGUGCUCCAUUGUUUAUGGACACACCAAAACCAGGUUCCCCAUUUGCUUCAAAGAACUACGAAUCUUUUGAUGAGAUGAUGCCUUCAGCAUAUUUCUCAGAUGAAGAGCCUGUACCUGAAGUAUCAGGAAGCCAGGUGGAUGGCAAAGUGCCUUCAUCUAUGAGCUCUUCAGAGGUUUUGAGUGUCAACCAGCUCAUGGACUCUGUUCUGGAAGCGGCUCUUCAAGUAGCUAGUUUCGCUGUUUCUACAACACCAAUAUCAUAUGACCAGAUGAAGAACCAAUGUGAAGCACUUGUAACUGGGAAGCAGCAGAAGAUGUCAGUGCUUAUGAGUUUUAAGCAUCCGGAGAAUGUGUUAUCUAUUGACUUAUCCUCAGAUGCUGAUAGCACGGAAGCGGCUUUCAUAAUCAAGAAAUCAAUGGAUCUGCCUGAAGUAUACUCCCGAUUGGCUGUAAAUGACCAUAACCAGCCCAAAUUUCUCUCCUGUUCUACGGAAUAUGUGCAGUCAUUUAGGUUGCCGCCUGCAAGCCCCUAUGACAAGUUCUUGAAAGCUGCUGGGUGUUGAGAAAGAUUGCCUGCAUGGUACAUAUGAUGCUGCUCUCCUUGCUGCCAGAAUCCCCCUUCAUCAUUAUUUUUAUUCAUUAUUUGUUUAUUUUCUAUUUUUUGAAAGCUAAUUUGAUGUAUGCAGGAAAUGAACACAUUGCUUAAUAGCAUAUAUAAAUUUGUGUAUAUUACGUAGGUUUCCUAUA
Molecule: messenger RNA, 3527 nt
Organism: Nymphaea colorata (pocket water lily)
Lineage: Eukaryota; Viridiplantae; Streptophyta; Magnoliopsida; Nymphaeales; Nymphaeaceae
Product: protein SEMI-ROLLED LEAF 2
Exons: 20
Coding region: 260-3343 (1027 amino acids)
Source: RefSeq, a predicted model, not a curated record